AUGCGGGCCGCGGGCGCGCGUCUCGCCCGCACCUCGCGGCUGCUGCUUCUGCUACUGCUCAAGGUUUCCGCUUCUCUCGUCCUCGGGUCCGCCCCUGCGCCCGGGAACGAAAAUUGUCUGGGGGAAAGCUGUUCACCUACACUGAUCCAGCGUCGCAGCAGGGACGCUUGGGGACCGGGAAAUUCUGCAGGAGACCUUCUGCCAACCCGUGCGCCCAGGGAGGAGGCUCAGGAGGCAGCGGUGCGCUUGGCGCCUUCAUGGGACCCACCCGCGGCCCGCGGCGGUGACCCAGGCGCGGGCAGAGGGGCGGAGGCGUCGGCAGCGGAGCCCUCGGGACCUCCAGCCAGACCACCUGGCGCCUGGAGGUGGAAAGGUGCCCGGAGUCAGAAGCCCCCGGGUACUUUGGGGAGAGGGAACCCCACGGCUCUCCAACUCUUCCUUCACACGUCAGAGGAGAAGGAAAAGGGUCCCAGAGGCUCUGGCAUUUCUGGGCGCAGUCAGGAGCAGAGUGUGAGGAAGGAACCCGGAGCCAGCGACCUUUAUUAUUGGCCAAGGAGAGCCGGGAAACUCCAGGGUUCCCACCACGACCCCCAACCCAAGACGGUCGAUGGACCGUCGGGGCACGAAGGGCGGACGAUUGCACCCCCUGGCAGGGCUCUGGCUCUGAACGGGUCCUCCCUUGAAGGAGUUCACGAACGCGGGGGUCCUCGGCGAGGGAACACCACGAACCCGCGCUUGCGACUGAAGAACCCUUUCUACCCACUGACCCAGGAGUCAUACGGAGCCUAUGCGGUCAUGUGUUUGUCGGUGGUGAUCUUCGGGACCGGCAUCAUAGGCAACCUGGCGGUGAUGUGCAUCGUGUGUCACAACUACUACAUGCGGAGCAUCUCCAACUCCCUCUUGGCCAACCUGGCCUUCUGGGACUUUCUCAUCAUCUUCUUCUGCCUUCCGCUCGUCAUCUUUCAUGAGCUGACCAAGAAGUGGCUGCUGGAGGACUUCUCCUGCAAGGUCGUGCCCUAUGUAGAGGCUGCUUCUCUCGGAGUUACUACGUUCACCUUAUGUGCUCUGUGUAUAGACCGCUUCCGUGCGGCCACCAACGUCCAGAUGUACUACGAAAUGAUAGAAAACUGUUCUUCCACAACCGCCAAACUUGCUGUUAUAUGGGUGGGUGCCCUCCUGUUGGCACUGCCGGAAGUGGUGCUCCGCCAGCUGAGCAAGGAGGACCCGGGCUUCAGCGGGCGCGCCCCCGCGGAACGCUGCGUCAUCAAGAUCUCCCCGGAUCUCCCCGACACCAUCUAUGUUUUAGCCCUCACCUACGACAGCGCCAGACUCUGGUGGUACUUCGGCUGUUACUUCUGUUUGCCCACACUUUUCACCAUCACCUGCUCUUUAGUGACUGCAAGGAAAAUCCGCAAAGCCGAGAAAGCCUGUACCCGGGGGAAUAAGCGGCAGAUUCAGCUAGAAAGCCAGAUGAACUGUACAGUCGUGGCUUUGACCAUUUUAUAUGGAUUUUGCAUUAUUCCUGAAAAUAUCUGCAACAUUGUUACUGCUUACAUGGCUACAGGGGUUUCUCAGCAGACAAUGGACCUUCUUAAUAUCAUCAGCCAGUUCCUUUUGUUCUUUAAGUCCUGUGUGACCCCUGUCCUACUUUUCUGUCUCUGCAAACCCUUUAGUCGGGCCUUUAUGGAAUGCUGCUGCUGCUGUUGUGACGACUGCGUCCAGAAGUCUUCCACGGUGACCAGUGAUGACAAUGACAACGAAUACACCACAGAACUGGAGCUCUCACCUUUCAGUACCAUACGCCGGGAGAUGUCCACGUUCGCGUCCGUUGGAACUCAUUGCUGAAGCACAGCCUUUGGUUUGCUUAGGUUUCUUUAUUUGUUUCAUUUUCAUAUCCUGUGAAAGUUUUUACUUCAUAUUUUUCCUUAGUGGGAAAACAUGCAGAAAAGGAGAGAAAUAUUAACUACUGUAGAACUGAUUUUGCAAAUUAAUAUUUGUGCUUUGAAAAAAAAAUUUAUAUUUAGUUAUUUAAGAAGUAUGAGGAGGCCAGUAGUUUUAGAUCAUUUUAUCUGGUAUGGUGCUAAUAUUUUAUUUGAAAAAAGUGACUGCACCUUAAUUAAUUGCUAACUUUCUUUUGUUCUUUUAAAAAUAUAAUCACUGUAUAUUGAUUAUAGCCAUGUGAUUUUGUAGGCUAUUUUAUGUUUGAGUUGUGAUUGAAAGUAUAUUGUAUGUGGUAUCGUGAGGUGAGUUGUAGUUAAGAAGCAUUCACAAAGUAGCACCAAAUAAAU
Molecule: messenger RNA, 2288 nt
Organism: Lagenorhynchus albirostris (white-beaked dolphin)
Lineage: Eukaryota; Metazoa; Chordata; Mammalia; Artiodactyla; Delphinidae
Gene: GPR37
Product: G protein-coupled receptor 37
Exons: 2
Coding region: 1-1845 (614 amino acids)
Biological process (GO): positive regulation of MAPK cascade; adenylate cyclase-inhibiting G protein-coupled receptor signaling pathway
Cellular component (GO): plasma membrane; signaling receptor complex
Molecular function (GO): G protein-coupled peptide receptor activity; prosaposin receptor activity
Source: RefSeq, a predicted model, not a curated record